AUGCUCAAAUCGUCCGCCAGCAUGAACUUCUCCUCCUCCACAAACGGUUAUGGUCAUUCGCCUCGUGACCUGCUCACCGGAGCAGCAGUUACGAAUAACGGCGGAGGCGCCACGACAACGUCACCGUCUACGCCUGUCAAUCUGGAUAUACAACGAAUCGACAACACAGAAGGGACUACGGUAGUGAUGGUUAAAUUGACGGAUGAGAUGUUCGCGGCUCUCGAAGAGGGACAACGGAGCGGUAAGAAGUUGCGGAUACACGUCACUGAAAGGGAGGGCCGCGUCGAAAUCGGAGAUGGAACCGCUUCUUCAAAAACCAAUAAUACUUUUUCGUUUCAAAAGCAAUCUUUACCGGACCAAACAGAUACUCUUGUACAAUCAAAUGGGUGUUUUCAAAAUGUUGGAACGUACAAAAUGAAAUAUCAAGUUCAAGCAACAGACAAGUCAUUCGAAGAAACGAAAAAACGGGCUGCGGAAGCUGCUGAAAAAGAAAAGAAACGAGGAACGAUAGAUAUGAAAAAAGGAAGCGUUCCUUCCUCUUCUCGAUAUCUGAAUUCUUCUUCUUCUUCGACUCCGCGAAACCUAAACGGAUCCAGCUCAUCACGUGUCAGUCCAUCGUUCAUUUCUUCGAAAGCUUCAACGAGUAGUUUCCCUAACUCGAAAGGAACCCCAAAUGGAUUCGAUAGCAAAAAGAUUGAUAUGAAACCGGAGUUGAUGAAAAAAUCAAUCAAGAAACGCAUCAUUCAUCUUGUCGUCACCCAAAAGUACAGUAACUGGGAGGAUGUUCACAAGAAGUUGAAAUCUGAUGGAUUACCAGAGGAAAAAGAUGAAGCCGAGAAGAUCCGGAGUUGUGUGGAAGAAGUAUCAGAGACACGACCGGAAAUGACUGUCUUGUCACUUCGUUCAUCGUUUCUCUCGGAAGUCGAUCAACGAUGGAUGUUUUUCAAUCAGGAUGAAAAGGCGCAUGUGAGACGUCUCUGUCAAUCUGGAUCACGUGCGGCUCCAACCGAAUCCAACUUCGCUCCAAUGCGUAAGAAGGGAAUGGAGAGGAUGACUGCCAGUUCGAAGUCUUCUUCCGAGAAAGAUCGAGUCAAGGAGAAGGUUGAGGAGAAGGCUCUAAGCCCACCAAAAGAACAAAAACCUGUGGUGGUCGUCGACGAUGACGAUUAUUACCCGGUUCCCGAGCCGGCUAACAAACGUCGUGCUCACAACUUGGCUCCUCCACCAUCGAUCACACCACAAACGACGUCUUCUCAGACAGAAGGAACAACACCGAAACGAACGAAACGGAACGAGUCAACGAGUCCUCCGGUGGAUCAACCACAGAGAGCUCCGGAACAACCGAAAUUGAACCCGGCGAAGCUUGCUGCGACUAUUUCGAUGCAACCAGUACCGAAGUUCGAGCAGCCACGCGAGUAUCAUACUGCUGCUUCGGUGGCUGCUAACGGAGGCGGAUCGACUGCAUCCAGCAGAAUCUCAUCUCCUGCCUCAUCGUUGUCAUCACCAAGUCAGCCAUCGUGUAACUGGGAGAAGACUUUUGGAGACAUCAAGUCACUUACUGACGCGGAGUCUUACUUCCACAUGUUCCAUAAGGAGUAUCCAAUGUACAUGGAAUGUCACCGCAAGUUGACCGAGGUGUCGUCUGUGUUCCGUAAACUGGAAAUGAAGCUUGCGAACGCGAUGGCUGUGCGGAAGGCGUCUCCAUCUCCGCAAAACGUUCAAGAAGUGAAGAUUGUUGAACGAGAGAUACAACAACGUUAUGCAUUCUAUGAAAAAGAUCCCGAAUUUAUGAGAGCUCGUCAGCGUCACACAGAUCUCCGCUCAAAACUUAACGUUCUGAAAACUCGUAUUGGUAAUUGGGAAUCUCUCCGAAGGCAGACCGCCACUGCCUGA
Messenger RNA from Caenorhabditis briggsae, 1893 nucleotides. RefSeq names its product Protein CBR-ELL-1 (gene Cbr-ell-1). The transcript has 7 exons. Gene Ontology annotation, biological process: snRNA transcription by RNA polymerase II; positive regulation of transcription elongation by RNA polymerase II; transcription elongation by RNA polymerase II. The coding region runs from base 1 to 1893 and encodes 630 amino acids. The record is from RefSeq and is a predicted model, not a curated record. Lineage: Eukaryota; Metazoa; Nematoda; Chromadorea; Rhabditida; Rhabditidae. Gene Ontology annotation, molecular function: cis-regulatory region sequence-specific DNA binding. Gene Ontology annotation, cellular component: transcription elongation factor complex.